Xyrauchen texanus (razorback sucker) is the source of this 2202-nucleotide messenger RNA. RefSeq names its product parvin, alpha a (gene parvaa). The coding region runs from base 128 to 1261 and encodes 377 amino acids. The transcript is spliced from 13 exons. Gene Ontology annotation, molecular function: actin binding. Lineage: Eukaryota; Metazoa; Chordata; Actinopteri; Cypriniformes; Catostomidae. The record is from RefSeq and is a predicted model, not a curated record. Gene Ontology annotation, cellular component: focal adhesion; cytoplasm; actin cytoskeleton. Gene Ontology annotation, biological process: cilium assembly; establishment or maintenance of cell polarity; actin cytoskeleton organization.
GCAAAUAGGUGGAAUUCCGUUUCCGUUCUUGCUCCUGGGAUUUUACUCACUUCAUCAGCGGGGGUGAAACCACACAAUAUUUACACUAUAUUGAGCCUGUUUGUUCGUUUGAAGACACCGUGAACCGAUGGCGUCUAGCCCGCAGAAAUCUCCGUCUUCUCCCAAGUCUCCAACUCCAAAGUCUCCAACUCCAAAGUCUCCGUCCUCGAGAAAGAAAGAUGACUCAUUUCUGGGGAAACUUGGUGGGACACUGGUCAGGAGAAAAAAGGCGAAAGAAGUGUCAGAGCUGCAGGAGGAGGGGAUGAACGCCAUUAAUCUCCCCCUGAGUCCCACACCUUUUGAGCUUCAUCCUGAGGACAUCAUGCUAGAGGAAAAUGAAGUCCGCACCAUGGUGGACCCCAACUCAAAGAAUGAUCGGAAACUACAGGAACUCAUGAAGGUGCUCAUUGACUGGAUCAAUGAUGUGCUGGUUGGGGAAAGAAUCAUUGUGAAGGACCUGGCGGAAGAUCUCUAUGAUGGACAGGUUCUCCAGAAACUCUUCGAAAAGCUGGAAGGUGAGAAGCUCAAUGUUGCUGAGGUCACCCAGUCUGAGAUUGCCCAGAAACAGAAGCUACAGACGGUUCUGGAGAGGAUCAAUGAUGCUCUGAAGGUCUCCACUAGGAGCAUCAAGUGGAAUGUCGACUCCGUACAUGCCAAAAGCAUCGUAGCAAUCCUCCACCUGUUGGUAGCACUCUCACAGCACUUCAGAGCUCCCAUUCGUCUCCCAGACCAUGUGUCUUUACAGGUGGUUGUGGUCCAGAAACGAGAGGGCAUUCUCCAGUCUCGACAGAUUCUAGAGGAGAUAACUGGCAACACUGAGGCGUUAUCUGGCAGGCAUGAGCGUGAUGCUUUUGAUACUUUGUUUGACCACGCCCCUGACAAGCUCAACGUGGUGAAAAAGACUCUAAUUACCUUUGUGAACAAACACCUAAAUAAACUGAACUUGGAGGUUGCUGAACUGGAUACACAGUUUGCAGAUGGUGUAUACCUGGUCCUGCUGAUGGGACUUCUGGAAGGAUAUUUCGUCCCCCUCUACAACUUCUAUCUUACCCCAGAGAAUUUCGACCAAAAGGUUCAUAAUGUGUCAUUCUCCUUUGAACUGAUGCAGGAUGGUGGCCUUGAGAGGCCAAAACCCAGGCCUGAGGAUAUUGUAAAUUGUGACCUAAAAUCAACACUUCGAGUUCUUUACAACCUUUUCACCAGGUACAGACAUGUGGAAUGAACAGAAAUGUGAAACAUAUCUAGGGGUGCCACCGUAUUUGAAUGGUGGAAUAUGGUGCUAAUAAUGGAGUAUCAUAUAAUGCCACUAUGCUAUUAUUAUAUACAACUAUUAUUUGUCUUAAGUAAAUUGUAUUUUUUUUUUGGGCAUCUAGUUGGAUGUAAAAACACUAAAGAAUUUAUCACUGAGAAUAUAAAUGUUUUUAUCAACAGCAUUCCAUUCCUCCAAUGAUCCAUUGAAGUCUAGACUGUAACUUUAAUUCUUGUUUGUGAAAAUGGAAUUAGUGGUUUUGUAUUUGUUUGAUAUAUUAACCUCAAGUGCCUAUAUAGUAUUGAAGGUAUCAGACACAACCCUAUUUUGCACUGCACAUUAUUCAUAACACUACAUUGUCUUAGUAAAAACCAUAGUAACAGCUCUCAUUUGUUGCUAUAAGCAACUACUAACUCAAACCCCACAGCUGCAUUAGGGUUCAGCUCUAUUUCCAAGUGUCUGUCUGACCAAAUAAUUUGGAGUUAGUUGUAAUGAAUGACGCAUUCACUGCAUAUCUUUCUUUGUUACAAUCAGCAUUUGUCAUGAUGUCAGGUCUAAUGUUUUAAAUGUACACUCAGUGAAAGUGCAUCGGCAUCAACUAAAAAUAAUUUUACUGAUAUUACAUUGCCACAAAUAUAUGGCUCAAUUUUUUUUUGUUUGUUUUUUGGUCUUGUAAUUUAUUUCUCUUAAGUAUUUUAAGAUGAUGUCUUGGAUCAUUAUUAGGCAAAAAUGGUAUUUGAAAUGAAAAGAUUUUACUCAACUUUUUUCCCCAAAGCGUUUAUGUAAAAAAAUGAUAAAUCCGACAUAAGAGAUGUGUUAACAUUGUUUGAUGAUUCCAUUGCAAUAGUGUCAUUUAUUGAACUGCAUGUCAUAGUUACAACUAAAAUCUACAUUAAACGUGGAUGAAUCAUCUA